AUGCAGCAGCCGGAAGAGGAUAGCGAUAACUGCGGGAUAUGGGUGAUUCUCAACAUCGCCAGCAUACUCGGCUUGCUGCAGAAGCAACCACCGGAAAACCGCAUGACCGCUGAGAGUUGGGCGAAAAGGGCCUACGACGAGUUACGUAAAUCUCUGCGUGAAUUAAAUCGCCUUUCGCUGAACAGCUAUAGGGACGAGUUUGCAGACAUCCUCGAGCAAUCUCCAGCGUACGACCAAGUGAAAGGACGAGUCGACCUCAACCUCAUCGCUCGCAGCUCAACAGCACCACCACCACGGGCACAAUCAAAGCAAGUGGCGUCUAUGCUGGCAAAAAUUAGGUCAAAGAACCCCGUAGACGUCGAAAUUAUCGACCUCGAACAGGAAUCGCCUUCAACUCCUACCACGAAGGAGUUGGAGCCGAUUCCCAGACGUUCUCUUCCCUCCACGAUUCGCCCGAUCGACGGACCAACCGCGACGCACGGGAAGCGACCAUCGGCCUGUAAGCAGCAGGAGAAGGUCGUUGUACCGAAGCAGCGCAGGUCCGAUUUCGAAAUAAUGUACGAACCGGAGGAUGAUUUGCCCCCGAGAAUUAGACAAAAUAACCGUGCUGUUCUUCCGUCAUCGGACGAUGAUAAUGGCAACUCAUCGGCUGAUGAUUCCCUGCAUCACGAAGGCAUCAAUACAGAGAUAUGCCCGCAAGAUUUGCUGCACGGCCAAAUCGAUAUAGAUUCGAUGCUAGUCGUUGCACGCGAUCUCAUGGAUUUGGCGACGGGCAUGAACUUAUCCUUAACUAACACCAGAAAAUAUAAACCGGUGCAAAAUAAAAAAUUGACGACCGAACUUGACAAACGCUUCGAUCAUGUUCGCAAUUGGGUCGAGUUCGACCUCUUCGAUUACGGUACCGACACCAUAUAUGCCAUUUGCGGUAUGGCCAAGGAUUAUCGACAACUGCCCUUGGCUGUACCGUUUAAAAACCUGUGCCACGAAGCUGCCAGAAAAAUGAACCCUAACACCACGACCUAUAAGAGGGACAAGGAUUCUUCGUUGACGGUAUACUCCGAAGAUUUCGCAAGUUUCAAUCGAAUAUUGAAAAAUCUGAAGGAAAAAUUUUUAGUCGAUAACAACGACAAAUUAUACGAGAUCCUAUUCUACAAAUCACACCAUGGCUGCAAGGGCAAAACGGAGGUUGCAAUAGAAUAUUUGCGUACUCUAUUUGUACCCAAUCCGAAAUCUUUAGUAUUUCUUCAAAUCCAUUACGGAUGCACGGUCCAGGCCCCUAAGGGAAGCCACAUAGUCUUCCGCUAUCCACAAGUUCGGAAGGUUUUGGGUACCCAGUUUGUGCAGAAGAGAAAUUAUUUUCUCUCACAAGCUGGGUUCUUCCACGGGUGCCGUUAUCCGAAGAUGUUUCCGCGUGCGUACGCAAACAUCGAUGCAGCAUUCACGGAGCAUAGUCGUCAUCGCUCAUUGACUGCCUAUUUUCUCUCGAACAAGUUUGCGUUCGAUGCAAAACCUGACAACAGGACGAUAAGCAUGCGGCAUUUAUUAGAAUUAAACGCAUGGUUGCGUAAAAGUAGCGAGUCCAUGGAUGCGAGGAUAGAGGUGGUAGAGAUCGUUGACGACGUUGAAGACCUAUCUCCGGAAUUCAAAGUGGUAGAUCGAUGGUCCAGCACCGAUUACAGCGAGCGAAAGUUCAAGCGAAGGUCAGACCUAAAAGCUUACGGCCGGCGACUGUGGUGCAUUCUUAAUGCCUUGGCAAGCGAGCGAUCGUUCCUCCUCAUUCGUGACUGGCAACGCCACGUUGAUGUCAAUUUGCGGCCAGCGGUGAAGAUAUUGAGCGAUUUAAAUUUUCAAGAUGUGCUGAGGGUGCCUCGGCAAUAUUUUCCCGUGGCUAACGCGUGCGAGAUGCUCUCGGCAUGUUUUAUUGAAGGGUCGCCACAUCGCUACGACGUCAAGUACGUUAACAACUACCUCCUUAUGCGGGACCAAUCCAACGACAUGCUGCGAAAGUACAGGAUAACCACAUCGUUCCCGCCCCAUUUUUUCGAGGAGCAUGAGUCGUACUUUAAAUAUAUCCACAGUACCGGUCCCGAGAUGCUCCAUUUCCUAUACUAUUCGCUGCAAAGACUCGAAUACGAUGAAGAAAACAACAAAUGGAAAUAUGCCGACCCGCCUUGUACUGGCAACAUCAAAAAUGAUUUGAUGCCCAAAUGCGACCCUCGAUACCGGGUACACGAGUUCAUGAGGAGAUUGGCAGCACUGCAUUUGUACAGAUUGAGCGAUAAACACCGCAGGCUCCUGGAUAUAAACCCAGAGACUUACUUCCGCGACGAAAAAAUACCAGUGACUGGACCGGUUACCAAGUUCCAGAUAAGGGAGAGUAUCGAAAAUUCGAAACAUAUGGUCAUCAAGACACUCUGCUCCAUUUUUCUGGGAGACGACCUGCAGGUUGCCCCUUUCAUCAGAGAACACGUGGUUUAUUGGCCGGCUUGUUUAAUUGACUUUUCCGCUAAUAACACGCAUUGGCUAAAAGUAAUGAAGGAUCCAAAAAAAUUGGAACCUGGUUUGCCAAUAACGAAGCAAGUAAAGAGUUUGGCAAACUUGAAACAGUUUCAACAACAACCAACGAUUCAGGUACAACAACAACAACCUCAACAACAGUAGCCAGUCGUAUCGACAACAGGCACCCAGACCGACCCACUAUCCAUGGCAGAGG
Messenger RNA from Trichogramma pretiosum, 2713 nucleotides. RefSeq lists its product as uncharacterized. The coding region runs from base 1 to 2661 and encodes 886 amino acids. The transcript has 10 exons. NCBI's taxonomy places the organism in Eukaryota, Metazoa, Arthropoda, Insecta, Hymenoptera, Trichogrammatidae. The record is from RefSeq and is a predicted model, not a curated record.